Biomphalaria glabrata is the source of this 2794-nucleotide messenger RNA. RefSeq names its product transcriptional repressor p66-beta-like. Gene Ontology annotation, biological process: negative regulation of transcription by RNA polymerase II. Lineage: Eukaryota; Metazoa; Mollusca; Gastropoda; Planorbidae. The coding region runs from base 315 to 2255 and encodes 646 amino acids. The record is from RefSeq and is a predicted model, not a curated record. The transcript has 3 exons. Gene Ontology annotation, cellular component: NuRD complex.
AAUUGGGCAAUUUUAGUGAUUUAAAAGAUACGUUUUGUAGGCGUUUGAAAUUUGUUAACAAGAAGUAAAAGCUAAUAGCUAGAAUUAAGCUACAUGAACUCAUUUGACUUUUCACGGCUACUAGAGCCAGACCUAUCUGUCGCCAUGUUGUUGAAUCAUUAAUGGAGGUCAACGACUGAAAUCUUUUACUUCCCAUAUAAAUAAACAGAGAAAUAGAUGUAAUAGAAUCCAGUUUUAUGCCUAAUCUAAUGUUUCUUUUUAUAAUCUAGCCUGAAAUUUUAUAUUACCUCACUAAGCUUCUGAAUAUAAAUUGAAUGAUGGAGAAUGAAAGAAAGCGACCAACUGAUUCCUCUAAUCUAGAAUUAGAAGGCAAUGAAAUAAAAAGGCCUAAAUAUGGAACAGCAGAAUCCAGUGACAUUGAUAAAACAGAGAGUGAGAAUAAUGACAUGGCUUCCAGUACCUUUGAUAGUUGUCAACCUCUAGCACUCGUUAAAAAAGAUGUUGUGAAAGUAUCAGGAAGUGGCGAUCUAAUCCUAAAUCAUUCAAAAAGUGACUCAACGAAGCAAGAUAAGGAAAAAUUUGGUAAAACUUUUACUGCAACAGAUUCACCUUUAUUGGAUGAAAAAAAUAAAGAUGAUAUGUCAUUAGUUAAAGAAGAAAAAGCUUUAAAUACAAGAAAGGCCACAAUGGAAUCAAAAGACAAUAGUGUGACUGACAAAUUAUCACUAAAUAUGUCAAUGAAUGGUUCAUUGCAAGAAGGAGACUUACAAAAAGAGAUUAAAAGUGACAGUGAAGAUCAGACUGAUGAAACAUCAACAAUAAAAUCAGAUGGAAGUGAAAAGGAAAACAUGGAUAUUAAGAAAGAGAAGGCUGAAUCUCCAGACAUAAUAAUGUUGUCUGAUGAAGAUGAUGAAACUGCAGAUCCAUCAACUAGACGCUAUCGAAUAUUGAAAAAAGUCAAAGCCCUGCAGAAUCAGUUACGCAAUGAAGAAGCAACGCUUGUGCUGCUUAAAAAGUUGCGCCAGAGUCAAAUAACUCAGCCCCAAGAGUCUAACAUGACACCAACAUUACCAAAGCCCCAGUCUCACCACCCACAACUUAGUUUGCAACACAUGAGACAGCAUAGUGGGCCUGUGUCUAUGAAUAGAGCUAAUCAGCAGAAUUCUAAGACAUUGCAUCUUAAUCAAAGUCCUCAUAGUAACAGAGGACAGGCUAUAAAUAAUACUACUCCUUCAUCACGUCCUCAACAAGGUCCCACCCCCAUGGUUAUGUCUCGCUCUAAUGGUCAAAAUGUGCCAUCCCACCAUUCUCAUAGUUCCCGUGGAAAUGUACCAAAUAAUUUGUCACGAAAUAAUACAAAUAUCAGAAGUCAGUCUAAUGUGCCACAAGCACAACAGCAACCACAGUCAGUUCAGAGGCAGGUGCCUACUCCACAGGCCCCGCCACCUCCCCCACCGCCACCACAAGAUACUCAGACACCUGCUCAACGCCAAGCUGCAGCAAAACAAGCUCUACGAAAACAGUUAGAGAAAACAUUGCUUCAAAUUCCACCCCCCAAGCCACCUCCUCCAGAAAUGAACUUCAUCCCAUCAUUGGCGUGUCCUGAUUUCAUCUUGUUGCUAGGCCUUGAAGAAGUUGUUAAUCAUAUGAUAGAUUUUCAACUCAUCGCUCGUGGUCAGAAAAAUCCAGAUGAAAGGUUUGUUUGCACCCCUUUUACCUGUGUGCAGUGUGGGUCAGAUUUUACACCUGUUUGGAAGAGAGAAAAACCUGGAUCUAAAAAUGUUAUUUGCGAGCAUUGUGUUACGAGCAAUCAAAAGAAGGCCUUGAAGCAAGAGCACACAAAUCGGCUUAAGUCGGCAUUUGUUAAAGCGUUGCAACAGGAGCAGGAAAUAGAGCGUAUGCAGGCUUCCACACCCACACCAAGUCCACAACCUGUUAGCAACACUACACCUCAGCCACAGCUUCCAUCAGCACCAAUGAUUUCAGCUGCCAAUGCUGCUGCAGCAGCAGCAACUGCUGCUGCAGCAGCAGCUGUUGCAAAUUUUCGGCCCAGUGCAGAACAACUUAGGCAGCACCACAGCUUCUUUCAGGCCCAGCAAGUCCAGCUCAGAGCUGGCCAGCCUUUGGGUCUUCAAGCCUUUGGGUCUCGUGCUCCGUUUCCAUAUAAUAUCCCUUUCGCUAAGCAGCAGGAUCUACAACGUCAGUAUCUGCUAGAUAUGAUACCAAGAGGUAGUAUGCCGUGGAAGCAACAAUAGCAUCUUUUUAUUGCCCAUGAGGUGGUAGGAUUUUAGUUAUCACUGCCCAUUGUUUGUAUUUUCACAAAUAUUAUGUUUUUAUUUUUAUUAUGUUUAAUCUUUAAUAUGUAUGGUUUUAAAAUCUGCCAUAUUUUAAAAAAAAGUUAAACUUUUUAAGCAUACAUUAUAAUAACAUUUCGUAGGCUUGAAAUAAGAAAAAAAAAUGUGGUGCCUGUCACUGUUGUUGGUGCCAAAUGUAUUUCUGUAUGUAUAACUCUAUAAACAUAGAAAGCAGUGAUGUUAUUGUAUGAGAAUACACAAUUUUGUUUUGUUGUUUGUGUGUGUAAAAAUGGUUUUGUAGACUAUUUCACAAAAUAAAGUCAAAAAUGUUUUGAAUGUAUAUAGUAAUAUUAUAAAUAUAUAUAAUUAAGACUUGUAUUUAAUUAUUAAUUAAUAUUGUCAAGAAAAGAUGAUGGUCAAAAUUUGAGAAAUGAUAGAUUACAUGGUAAAUGUAUGGGACUUGUUAACAAAAUUUUAAAAGAUUAAAAACUUCUAAUCUC